Messenger RNA from Gadus chalcogrammus (walleye pollock), 4047 nucleotides. Its product is annotated as formin-like protein 2. Lineage: Eukaryota; Metazoa; Chordata; Actinopteri; Gadiformes; Gadidae. Gene Ontology annotation, cellular component: cytosol. Bases 444 to 3746 code for a protein of 1100 amino acids. Gene Ontology annotation, biological process: cell migration; regulation of cell shape; cortical actin cytoskeleton organization. The record is from RefSeq and is a predicted model, not a curated record. The transcript has 27 exons. Gene Ontology annotation, molecular function: actin filament binding; small GTPase binding.
AUGGGCUCAUUGUGGAGAGGGAUGUGAUUGUGUGCGGUGUGCGUGGACCCCCUUAACUAGCUGGUCAGCACUAGGAGGGAUUAGCUACUAGCCUCGCUCUCAGACGGGCAUUGCUAAGCCUGAAUCAUGCACAUCGUCAUUAUUCCCCACUGGGAGUGGAGCCGUAGUUGUGCAAGAUGCGGAUAGCGGGGACGCGUUUCGUUCUGUCCGCAGGUCGUCCAAGAAGUUUCCCGAGUUCCGACCUCUUCACGAGGUCUCCCGCAGGACGCACAGUCGGGUGUGCGGCUCUCGUCACAUGUGCUUCACGUUAAACUGCCCCGACCCCGAAAAGACACCGACGGAAAAACGAAACACACAACUUAACACUGAACCCGUGAGACGAUUUGUGGAGUGAAAACGGAAACUUUUACGCAUUGAGAGGUCCACCAGGGAGGACUGCAACGAUGGGGAACGCAGGGAGUAUGGAUCACCACAACGACUUCAGGGGUCACCAUAUGCCCUCGAAGCUCCCCAUGCCUGAACAAAGUGAACUGGAGGAGAGAUUUGCAAUCGUGCUGAACUCCAUGAACCUUCCUCCAGACAAGGCUCGGUUACUACGGCAAUACGACAACGAGAAGAAGUGGGAACUGAUCUGCGACCAGGAACGGUUCCAAGUCAAAAACCCUCCUCACACAUACAUCCAGAAGCUCCGGAGUUAUCUGGACCCGGCUGUGACCCGGAAGAAAUUCAGACGAAGGGUCCAGGAGUCCACCCAAGUCCUCAGAGAACUGGAAAUUUCAUUACGGACCAAUCACAUAGGGUGGGUCAGAGAGUUCCUGAAUGAGGAGAACAAAGGCCUGGAUGUGCUGGUGGAGUAUCUGUCCUUCGCCCAGUACGCCGUCACGUUUGAUGGCGACUGCGCGGAGAACAACUUGGAGAACUCUGUGGACAAGUCCAAGCCUUGGAGCCGGUCCAUAGAGGACUUCCACGGCGGGGGGACCCUACCCUCCAACGGCUCUGGGAUCAGCCGCGCUGGGAGGCAGUCCACGCUACGUUCGAACACGCUCCCCAGCCGGCGGACCCUGAAGAACUCGCGGCUGGUGUGCCGGAAGGACGAUGUCCACGUGUGCAUCAUGUGCCUGCGAGCCAUCAUGAACUACCAGUACGGCUUCAACAUGGUCAUGUCGCACGCACACGCUGUGAAUGAAAUUGCUCUGAGUCUCAACAAUAAGAACCCCAGGACCAAAGCUCUGGUGCUGGAGCUGCUGGCAGCCGUGUGUCUCGUCCGGGGGGGCCACGAAAUCAUCCUCUCCGCCUUCGACAACUUUCAAGAGGUGUGUGUGGAGGAGCAGCGCUUCGAGAAGCUAAUGGAGCACUUCAGGAACGAAGACAACAACAUUGACUUCAUGGUGGCGUGUAUGCAGUUCAUCAACAUCGUGGUCCACUCGGUGGAGGACAUGAACUUCCGGGUCCACCUGCAGUACGACUUCACCAAGCUGUUUCUGGACGAGUACCUCGACAAGCUAAAGCACACAGAGAGCGACAAGCUGCAGGUGCAGAUCCAGGCGUACCUGGACAACGUGUUCGACGUGGGCGCGCUGCUGGAGGACGCCGAGACCAAGAACGCCGCCCUGGAGCGGGUAGAGGAGCUGGAGGAGAACAUGUCCCACUUGUCAGAGAAGCUACAGGACACGGAGAACGAAGCAAUGUCCAAGAUCGUGGAGCUGGAGAAGCAGCUGAUGCAGCGGAACAAGGACCUGGAAGUUAUCCGGGAAGUGUACAAGGACGCCAGCUCCCAGGUGCACGCGCUGCGGCAGAUGGUGAAGGACCGGGACGCCACGCUGCAGCGCCAGGGCAACCUGGAGAAGAAGAUCCAGGAACUGGAGAAGCAGGGCACGCUCAAGGGCCACAAGAAGGGCCACGGGGACGCCUCCGUCCUGGCUCCGGGCGCCGCCGGCACCGCCCCCACCGGCGCGCUCACGCUACCGCCCGGCGUGGAGGGGGGCGGGGUACCAGGAGGCGGGGUCCUGAACUAUACGGGGGACAUGAUGUUGGCCCCGUUGCCACCUCCCCCUCCUCCUCCUCCACCACCUCCUCCGAUGAACGGCUUGUUGCCAAACGGGAGCUCGCCGGUCGACUCCCUCAUAGCACCGCCACCUCCCCCUCCUCCCCCACCUCCUCCUCCUCCCCUCCCCUCGUCGGGGGGGUCCAUACCUCCCCCGCCUCCCCCUCCACUCCCGGGAGGCGGCGGAACGCCCACCGUCAUCAUGAACUCCGGCCUCGCAGCCGUGAAGAUCAAGAAGCCCAUCAAGACAAAGUUCAGGAUGCCCGUGUUCAACUGGGUGGCGCUGAAGCCCAACCAAAUCAACGGCACCGUCUUCAACGAGAUCGACGACGAGAGAAUACUGGAGGACCUGAACGUGGACGAGUUUGAGGAGAUGUUCAAGACCAAGGCCCAGGGGCAGGCCUUGGACGUGAUCUCCAGCAAGCAGAAGGUGUCCCAGAAGGGCCCCACUAAGGUGUCCCUGCUGGACUCCAACCGGGCCAAGAACCUGGCCAUCACGCUGCGGAAGGUGGGCAAGACCCCCGAGGAGAUCAGCAAGUCCAUCCAAAUCUUCGACCUGCGCGCGCUGCCCGUGGACUACGUGGAGUGCCUGAUGCGCUUCCAGCCCACGGAGACGGAGGUGAAGAUCAUGCGGCAGUUCGAGAAGGAGCGCAAGCCGCUGGAGAGCCUGACCAACGAGGACCGCUUCAUGAUGCACUUCAGCAAGAUCGAGCGGCUCAUGCAAAAGAUGACCAUCAUGGCCUUUAUCGGGAACUUCACCGAGAGCGUGCAGAUGCUCACGCCGCAACUCCAUGCCGUCAUCGCGGCCUCCGUGUCAAUCAAAUCGUCCCAGAAGCUGAAGAAGAUCCUGGAGAUCAUCUUGGCGCUGGGAAACUACAUGAACAGUGGCAAGCGAGGAGCCGUGUACGGAUUCAAACUACAGAGUUUAGACUUGCUGCUGGACACCAAGUCGACGGACCGCAAGCAGACGCUGCUGCACUACAUCGCCAACGUGGUGCGGGAGAAGUACCAGCAGGUGUCUCUGUUCUACAACGAGAUCCACUACGUGGAGAAGGCAGCGGCAGUGUCGCUGGACAACGUGCUGCUGGACGUGCGGGAGCUGCAGCGGGGCAUGGACCUGACCAAGAGGGAGUACAGCAUGCACGGCCACAACACCAUGCUCAAGGACUUCAUCGCCCUCAACGAGGCCAAGCUGCGCAAGCUGCAGGAGGACGCCAAGAUCGCCCAGGACGCUUUUGACGAGGCGGUAAAGUUCUUCGGCGAAAACAGCAAGGCCACCCCCCCCUCGGUCUUCUUCCCCGUGUUUGUACGCUUCGUCAAGGCCUACAGGCAAGCGGACGAGGACAACGAGUUCAGGAAGAGGCAGGAGCAGAUGCUGAUGGAGAAGCUGUUGGAGCAGGAGGCCAUGAUGGAGGAGGACAAGAAGUCCCCCUCCAAGAGCAAGCAUCCACAGCGGGAGCUGAUCCAGGAGCUGCGGAAGAAGCAGGUGAAGGACAGCCGACAUGUCUACGAAGGGAAGGACGGAACCAUCGAAGACAUUAUCACAGCCCUAAAGAAGAAUAAUAUUACUAUAUUCCCCACUGUCUACUCGAGGGUAAGGAAAUCCUCUGUAGUGCUGGAUGUGACCCAAACCAGAUCUGAGGAACCAGCCAUACAGGCGAGCCGAUGGCGUGCGUCGCAGUGGCCGCCGGCGUUUCGAUGACCAGAGCCUGCGGCCAAUCAACAGCGGGGAGGUGGUCAUGUGACGAGGGACCGCAGGAAGAUGUGAUGUGGAUGGGUGAAGGGACGUGCGAUGGUUUUAGAAAGAGAGGGGGAGAAAGAGAGAGAGAGAGCGGAUGGAUGUGAGACGGAAGAUGCCGGGAGGAGGAUGCUGCUGAGUCUCCUAGCAACCAACAGAGAUAAAUAUGUAAAUAUAUACAUGAAAGAAAACGAAAAGACAAUGAAUCUCUGGCGUAGGAGUAGCCUCUGGAAUAAGAAGCACUGGGGUGUGGGGGGGGGGGGGG